AGUGACCCUCGAGCGGAGUCGCUUGCGGCUAAAUCCGCCGCACGGACGUCGAGGAUUGUCGUCGCCCGAGCCGAGGGGCUUCGUCCCGCUCGUCUUUUUCGCCGCCGCCGCCGCCGUCGUUGUCGUUCCCAGCCGACAUGAAGCGGCAGGCCGCCAGGGAGGCGUCGUCCCCGCCUCAUCUUCCGUCGCCGCUGUCGUCCAGGACUGCGGCCAAGCGCCUCCGGGAGCGAGAACGGGACCGGGACCGAGAGAGCGGCCGCCGGGACGAGCUCCAUCCGCUGCUGCCUCCGCCGCCGCUGGCCCUGCUGCUGGCCGGGAGCCGCGGCGCCCACCGCCGGAGAAGCCGCAGCCGGGAGCGCGACAAGCCGGCGGCGGCGGCUGCCAGUCUGCGGCCCCCGGCUCGGGAUUACAAGACGCUGCUCAUCAGCAACGUGGGCCCGCAGGUCCCCGACGACGACCUGGAGGACGCGCUCUUCCACGAGUUCAAGCGCUUCGGCGACGUCAGCGUCAAACUGUCACACACGCCGGAACUGGGCCGCAUCGCCUACGUCAACUUCCGGCACGCCGAGGACGCCAAAGAGGCGCGCCACGCCAAGACCACGUCGCGGCUGCUGCUGGCGGAGCGGCUGCUCAAGAUCGAGCCGGUGUACGUGCGCAGGAGGAGCGUCACGCCGCCCGACGUCACCUACCUGGCCGUGCACGCUCACGCGGCCGCCUACCCGCCCUACCGCCAGAGGUCGCUGUCGCCGCCUGGCCCGUCGCUCACCCUGCGCGAGUUGCGCGCCCGCCACUACGCGCUGGAAAGCCUGAGCAGGGAGCGCCUGCUCGACUACUACGGGAUGCUGGACGAGAGGGGGCGCCCGUACGGCCUGGCGCCCGCGCCGCCGCCGCCCGACGACUUGAAGCCCGAGGACGACCAGCGCGCCACCAGCAACCUCUUCAUCGGCAACCUGGACGGCGGCGUCACGGAGGCCGAGCUCAGGCGCGGCUUCGACAAGUACGGCGCCAUCGAGGACGUGGUCAUCAAGAGGCCCGCACGGGGCCAGGGCGGCGCCUACGCCUUCGUCAAAUUUCAGAACCUGGACAUGGCCCACCGCGCCAAAGUAGCCAUGCAGGGGCGCCUGGUGGGCGGCCACCCCGUCAAAAUCGGCUACGGGAAAGCCAACCCCACCACGCGGCUGUGGGUGGGCGGCCUGGGACCCUCCAAUUCGCUGGCCACCCUGGCGCGAGAGUUCGACCGCUUCGGGAGCAUCCGGAACAUCGACUACGUCAAGGGCGACAGUUUCGCGUACGUCCAGUACGAAAGCUUGGAUGCGGCGCAGGCGGCGUGCACGCAGAUGAGGGGCUUCCCCCUGGGCGGGGCCGAGCGUCGCCUACGCGUGGACUUCGCCAAGAUGGAGGAAAGCGCCCCCCGACCCUUCGCGCCCGUGCAGCUCCUGCCCCACUACGACUUGCCGGGGGACGCCUACGGACGCCGCCGGAGUCUGGAGCGGGACGUCCGGGGCGCAGUCAGGGAGCGCGCUCCGUCCCCGCGCGACCUGGCCCCCAGCCCCCCGGGGGGCCCGGACAGGAGGGCGGGCGCCGCCGAGGCCUUUGGCAGGAGCGGCCGGGCGCGCAGCCGCAGUAGGGAGCGGUGGCCGAAGGAGCGCGAGGAGAGGCGGGGCAGGAGGCGGAGCCGCAGUCCCUCGGUGGAGCGGGAGAAAGCGCGGGGCCGAUUGCGGGCGUCCCCCGACGUCAGUCCCGAUCGGGCGCGCGUCCGGGCGCCCGACUCCACGACGGAGCCACGGGACCACAGCCCUGACGGCAAGGAGUCGGAGUCUCCGCCCGCUCGCCACCGUGGCAAACACACCGACGUCCAUCACCACCGCGGCGAGGCUGCCGCCGCUCGAGCCGCCGCGACGCCGCCCCUCCCCGCGGGCGCGCCCCCGGCGUGUCCCGGCUCGCUGUCGGAGUUCGCCGCGGCAUCGCUGACCAAGUCUUGGCGAGGCGUGUUCGCGCUGAAGAACAGCAGCUUCCCGGCCCAACUCUACCUGCUGGAGGGCGGCGCCCCCUUCUUCAGCGCCAUCAUGAGGCGCAACGGCGAGCUGCUAAAAAUCGCGCAGCGCCUCCGCAUGGACCAGAGCCGCCUGGACGAGGUGACCCGGCGAGUGAAGGCGGGUCGCCCCGACGGGUUCGCCGUGCUGCUGGCCCUCCAGGGGCCCGUCGACCGGCAAGCCGGCGCCCCCGGGGCGGCGGGGCUCCAGGUCCGCUUGCUGCGCCACCUGGUGGCCUACCUGCGCAACAAGGAGGCGGCGGGCGUGGUCAGCCUGCCCGGCGCCAAAGAGGGCGGCCCGGGCGCCAUGUUGUACGCUUUCCCUCCGGGAGAGUUCUCAUUGCAGUUCCUGCAGGCGGCCAGGAGGGCGGCGACGCCUCUGGGCGAGGAACACAUGGUGGUGGUGGUGGUUAACGACACUAAUUGACCUCAAGGUGGCGCCCUUUCUAAUCUGGCCCGUUUUGGCCUCUUCCCUCUUGACUAAUUAGCACGUUGGUGUGUUGUUUUAACACUACAAAAACUUCUUUGAACUUUUCAUACUCUUUUGCUUUCAAACGCAUUGGAACACAACCGAAAGUAGAAAUAUAAACAGUUGAAAAUGUUGUUUCCAUGGUAACCCUUUUAAAGGAAAAAUUCUCUGUAUUUUGUUCUUAAAUGUUGUCAUGUUAAAGCAAAGAACGUUAACUCUUCAUUGUCAUCCAUCCUUUUUUUGUUUUCUUAAUUGCACAGUGCAAACAUUGCAAUGCUCGCUACACGCUAGGAUACGUCCCACUUUGAAGCUUUAUCGAUGCUAAAAGCUCCCGCAUCCACGUCCUCAUAAUUUGGCGAUGCAGCUCUGCUGUGAGCAUGUUCAUCCUGGUGUCAGGGAACAGAAGUUGAGGUUUAGUGUUUCUAAUCGACUAAUAAUCAGGUUAACAGAUUGAGGUGUGCGUGUCUAAAGGCUAAAUUGAGUGAGAGGAAAAAUGAGUCCACAUGCUAACAAAUGCACGCACUUGUCUAGCGUUGGCAUCGCUCGGAUGAGCCGGCAAAUUCGGGGGGGAAUUUGGCUCGGGUUCCGAGAAGCUGGACGGAAACCGGAUGGCUGGAUGGGCUUGCUCGGCGUUCAACAUCGGCAUAACCUUCGGAAUAUUAAUCCGCUUGAUAACAAGCACCGUUGUAGCCGUGCAACAAUAAUAAUAAUCGGGAGGUGAUAGCAUUAGCAACGCUAGGCCCCAUUUGUUUGUUUAUUUUUGAAAUGCUUAUUUGGGAGCGAUGUACAAUCAGUGACGAAAAGACAAAAGAACGCCACACAAGAGCAACGUUUUCAAGCCACGAAAGAAACGUUUGCUUUUGCGGAAUUUCUGAUGGCCCGAAAAUAUUGAUGGACUUCAUUUUGGACAAUGCAAAAGUGUUUUUUGAAGCGUGCAUCUGCAAAUUUCUAUUUGCUCUCUCGCCAAUAACUUUGUCAAACUAAGAUAUGUGUCUCUAGUAGAUGAAGCAAAAGGAAAGAUGGAUAGAAAUCCAAAUCAAAUUCAUUUUUCAGUUCCAACGCAUAUCUUCAGGGGAUGCGUCGCAAAAGCAACCAUCAAUGACAGUAUAUUCAAUUACAACAUGAAUAUAUUUAUUUCAUUGGUGUCGGUUGGCACGGCGCACGACUGCCCCGCGGGUCUGAGGUUGCCGGUUCAAGUCUGACCUGGCGUGCGUUGCUUUUCUCGUUCUCUCUUUUAUUUGGGGCCUCUGAAUCCUUUGUAGCUGUGAAUGUGAUUGGCCGGCGACCAGUUCGUUUAUGUAUCAUGUCGGGAGGCCCUGACGUCACCGGAAGUGACGCCUUCAGGCUGAGGUCCGGUUGUGAACAUUGCUUGACUGUGUCAUUAGAAUCCGAUUUGAAAUGGCUGCAAACGUUGCGCAUGAGUUGAUCUUGGCAAGCGUCGAUGUCCAACAUGUGGGAAAUGAUCAAUAAUUAAUUUGACCAGCAGAGGUCACCACGUGACAGGAAAACGUUGCCCUUGGACGCGGCGGAGAGCUCCCUUGACUCCGCCCCUAAUCCACAGGCUUCAAGAUGGCGUCGGGCCAUCCGUUGCCCCCACUGAUCGAAAGAAAGAAAGAAAAACUGGAUGGCUAAUUGGCCACCAAGAGUCAAGUCGACCCGCCACUUUGGUGGCUGUGAGAAAACCUUCCACAGGCACAAAGACGGCGGCGCCGUGGAGACAGCGCACCCCGGGAUGGGACGCCUGGACGCACGUCGCCUAGAGACCGGCUCGGGGACACGCCGGCAGCGCCGCUCUCUGCCAUUUUACUUCAAGGCGAAGUCGUCAACUUGUUGUAUUUUUGGAACUUUUUGGAGAGUUUGGCAGUGUCGCUACUGAAGAAGUCAAACUGACCUUAAACGGCAACGUUGCGAAGCUCA
Syngnathoides biaculeatus (alligator pipefish) is the source of this 4418-nucleotide messenger RNA. It is a transcript of the gene rbm15b, whose product is annotated as RNA binding motif protein 15B. Gene Ontology annotation, molecular function: mRNA binding. Bases 138 to 2459 code for a protein of 773 amino acids. Gene Ontology annotation, cellular component: nucleus. Lineage: Eukaryota; Metazoa; Chordata; Actinopteri; Syngnathiformes; Syngnathidae. The transcript is spliced from 2 exons. Gene Ontology annotation, biological process: regulation of alternative mRNA splicing, via spliceosome. The record is from RefSeq and is a predicted model, not a curated record.